AUGAACCCUCGUUGGAGGGGCAGCCCCCGAGGCCCACGAUGCUCGGCCCAGUGCUCUCCCCGAGCGGCCCGCAGCGCGCCCACGACCCCGCGCGGUGCGAGCCCACCUCCCGCCGGGGCUGGGGACGGUGGGGAGGGAGGGUAUUACCGGAGGGCCGCCGCCGCCGCCGCUGCCGCCGCGUCCCAGCGCUGGUGGCUGCUGCAGCAGCCCGGCUCUGCUGGAGGGUCCGUGCGGCGUGGUGUAGAGGAGGCUGCCGGCGGUCUGCUCCGCGCCGGGGGCACUGGGGAGGAGGGGGCCGGCGGCUACGGCGCCGCUUUGGAGGGAGGAGGAACAGGAGGUGGUGGAAGUCGGCGGCGGCGGCGGCGAAGCCGGGGCUGGCUAGCAGUGCCCUUUUGUCCAUGGAGGCUGCAGCGGCGGCGGCGACGACAGCCGCCCCCUCCCCACCCCCGGCGGUCACCAGUCGGAGUUUCCAAGUCUCUCCUCCUUCUCUCCUCCCCGCCCGGCGCUUCCGAGCCCCCUCUCUCUCUUUUCUUUUUAUUUUUCCGCACCGCACAGGCCCCGGGGGCCAAAAAUAAUCGGGGCUCUGGAGAGAGGAGGGUCCCGGCCGCACGGAUAUCGGGCCCCAAGCGGGGAUGGAGGCGUCGGGGGCGGCCGAUGCAACGGAUUGCGAGGCGGCGGCGGCAGCCCGGGUGCUGCGGCCGGCAGCUGAAAAAUGGCUCCAGGAAGCUGCUGCUGACAAUGAAUGAAGGGAUACGGUUUACGCGCCAAGGUCCUCCCGCGAAACUCGGAUUUCCCGCCGGCUUUUCAAACCAUAUUUGCAUAUCCCCGCCCCUCAACCCGCCGAGGACCGUUCCCACAGCCCAUUGGGCCGCUACCUCCUUACUUCAGUCCCAAUCAUGGAGCAGGGCCGCGACUUGCUGGUUUCCAUUGGCUGCCGUGCAUCAUGGUUACCGGGGCGACAGGGACCCUAUUUGCAUAGGCCUCCUUGAUUGGCUGGCAGAAGAGCAGUUUUUAGGGGGUGGGGCAAAGAAUUUCCUUCUCUCCCACGGAAGACCACGCCUGGCCUAGGCUCCGCCCCUGUCCCCGCCCGCCCGCCGGGCCGGCGCUACUGACCUGGGCAGGGACUCCGCGCCCCGCAGACUCAGUGUAGAUCUAGUCUAGAGCCCAAGUUUCGCUUUUGGAAAUUGUCAAGGUGACUAAGGGAACACUCUUUCCUUUGACCAGUCAGUGCAAUAAACGAACAGCGCAGGAGAUUUUUCCAGAUACGUGCCAAAGGCAAGUUGGACCAUGCGGACGAUGUCUGGCAGGUGCAAAAGGAGCCCUUUAAAUCGUGGGCUUCUCCCUUCCUGAAAUCCAACCAAUGACGCGGCGAGAGCUGAUCCCGAGGCCGGGGCUGAUAGACAGAAGCAUGUGGGCAGACAGAAUCGUGGGGGCAGAAGGUUCAGCAGACGCGAUUGCGGGCACCAGUUAACAUUCCAGAUCAUUCCCGGUACCUUCAUUAUUAGCCUGGAUAGGGGUAAAGUACAAAUUAACUCUUUUGUCUUACAACGGAUAUUGGUUUGAAUCCAGCAGACAUUCCCUCUGGCCCAGAAACACCCAGGGCAGUUAAUCAGGGCUAACCUAGAACUGAUCUACGGGUUUCUAAUCCGCCAAGCAGUAAUCCGAAAAAGUACACGCUUCCCACGAUGACGUCGUGCCCCCAACGAACGCAGGCACGCCCAGGCAUCAGCACUUUAUAUCUUCAGUUUUGUAGGAAGUUCUCUGACUGGAAGCAAACACAACGACUCAAACCUAUCCCAAAGUAUUUUUAAAAUAGUGUCUUUUUUUAAAAAGUAAACUAGAAAUUGUCAUCAGAAAAAUAUAAAAUGAUGUGUCAAACUGA
Homo sapiens (human) is the source of this 1882-nucleotide messenger RNA. Lineage: Eukaryota; Metazoa; Chordata; Mammalia; Primates; Hominidae. The record is from RefSeq and is a predicted model, not a curated record.